This is a messenger RNA of Osmia lignaria (orchard mason bee), 6014 nucleotides long. It is a transcript of the gene ed, whose product is annotated as hemicentin protein echinoid. The record is from RefSeq and is a predicted model, not a curated record. Gene Ontology annotation, biological process: cell-cell adhesion. Gene Ontology annotation, molecular function: cell adhesion molecule binding. Lineage: Eukaryota; Metazoa; Arthropoda; Insecta; Hymenoptera; Megachilidae. Gene Ontology annotation, cellular component: plasma membrane; cell-cell junction.
GGACGCGAAUCACGCUCGAAUCGAGGCGCAAUUAUCGUGGCCGCAAUUAUUUCGACGAUUCUGCCGGGGCUUAUCCAGCUGACCGUUCCACCCCAGCUCGCGGGACGGAAGGUUCGUUAACGAUUCGCGAACGAGAAUCGUUAUCGUUUAAUUAAGCACAUUUUCGACGCGUUCCACGCGCGGACUCGGUCCCUUCGUCUAACCAAUCGCGAGCGGUUCGAUUUUUUUUUUUCUUUUUUAAAUACCCCAGACCGAUCGGCGAAACGUUUCCCCUUCGUCGCGUUCACCUUCCAUCGAAGUCGAGCUUCACUUGCCCUCCUGUCCUCGAGACCCGGCUUCAAUUUCAUUUCGUACUCCUUCCUACGCUCCCUCGGCUCCCUCCUUUAGCCACCGUCUCUCACGGUUCGAGAUCAUAAUGCACGGGGGUGGGAAACGUCGAAUUUCCACGGGAACCAUAUGUCCGUGCACCUUUCAUCGGCAACACCAGUCUCCGCGUGGGAUGAGAAUAUUUAUUCCUAGAAAAAUAGAGAAUUCGGGCUGGGAAGAGCAGAUGGCCGAAAGUUCGAGCCAGGUAGCAGGGUGAAUCGAGUGGAAAGGCGCGAUCCUCGAGGAACGGACACCUGCUGCACCAAGGUGUCAUUCGACCGUCCAACAACCACCGGUCCUAGUCUUCUUCUAACAUCUACUCUUAGUUGCGAAUCGAUCAUUGUCCUAAGAAACUAUACCUACACCAUAGCGUACUUGAAUCCGACGCUUUUGUACUCAAACUUGUACCGUAAUCGCUAAACUUUGCCCGAAUGGAACUGUUCCCUAACCUCGUGUUUCUAGCGGUCGUGAAAGUUUAAAAAAUUGCGCGUGGGUCGAUAGCAGGUUUACCAGUGAAAAAGUUGAACGACAGACGGUUGCGCGAAGGUUUGGCAGUCCCAUGGGCCUAGCCCAGGACGGUAGGAACCACCUGCCGCAUAGGUCGGUGGGGGCAAGCUGUUCUCGGCUGCGUUUUACCUUUUCUAACCAACGCCUCUUCCCCUCGAACGUUUUACCCUUUGCUUCAACCGCGUCGUCUUCAUCAUGCCCUACCGUCCAUUCCCUCCAUCUUCUCCUCGUUCCGUCCUCUUUUUUUUUUUCUCUUCGUGCUACUUUGCUCCAUCUUCGUUUCUCCCAUUUUCGCGUUCGUUGGUGCAUUCGUCUUCCGUUCAGGCACUGCCACCUUCUCUUCCACCAUCACCAUCGCCACCACCACCGACACCAUCGUUGUACCUUAGCCUCGAACCGUCGAGCCUGCAUCGUAGCGACCGGUUGUACGCUGCGCUUACGCGCGCACAAGAACGUAGUGGGGGCUCGUAGCGAACAAGGGGAAACGGACGGUGGGGGGUAGCAGCGAUGCUAUGCGACCCCAAGCUCAGUCGUCGCGCGACCCUCGUGGAGUGUGUUGGCGUUAACUUUUUGGAUUAUUGGAAAUUUAAACUCCAAGGUGUCUUCGAUUCUUCAUCUUUCGUUCGAGUUUGAUCCUACCUCUUAACGACGUAGCGGUUUUCCAAACUAUUCCGGUCGCAUUCCCGACUUCCUUACUCCGCGUGCCUCUCUAUUUUUGCAUCGACGGCCGUUUUGCAAAAAAAGAACCACCGGGGAAAGUGACGGCGGAGAGAGAGGAACGUUUGGUAGACGGAUCCAGGGUCGACGCAGACUAGCAACAGAAAUAAUAAAAGUGUGCGAAACACAGGUGUAAAAGAAUCUCGCCCGAACAAAGAAGUAUCUUCGCUCUUUGCAACGUGGCAUUUUGAAAUCGCGCGCAAACGUUUCUUUCGAUUUUCGAAUUGUUUCCCCGUCCAAUUUCGUAGACGGUCGCUCGCGAUGGGAAUCACCGUGCGAGCCUCGAGGAACGGUUGAGAAAUCGACGCACACGAGUGCGAAGAAUCCGUGAGAUGGAGUGCUCAUUCGAGCCAGUGGAUCGCAGAACGACGCGCGUGGGUCUACCUUCCAGGUAGACUGUUGAAACGAGUCCGGUUGGAAUCGGAGAGGGGAAAAAAAAACGUCGAUUCGUAGGAUCGCAAAACCGAUGAAGCUAACGAUUCGGUUUCUACCAGCCUCGACGAAGGGAGAGAGAAAUAACAGUGACAGAAGGUGUGACAGUGGAAUAGGUGCGACGAAGCGAACAUCAAAAGAUGCGUGCAGUGUUUUCAGUGAGUUGGCGAGCGUGAUCGACGACGCGAUCGAUACGAUCGAUCCCGCGUGCUUCUCGAAAUCGCGCAUCGUCGUCGAUUCUCGGUGAAAGUCGGCGCAACGCGGAACUCUAUCCUUCGGCUCGAAUGGAGCCGAGCAAUUUGCGUCUCUCGUUGUUCAGCUGCAAUCAAACUUCUCGUGGAAUUCGUUUAAACGAUAGAAUGGAUAGGAUUCGAAUCGUUCGAUUGCCGAGCACGGCGAUCCUAGCCGUUUCGUUGCUGCUGUUGCAUCACGGUAAGUAUCUCCCUGGAAAAUUCGUCGAAAUUCAAAGAGCAGCGGCACAAGGGCGCGUCGAGGAGACGCAGAUGGACACGCACGAGGGGUCGACGGUACAGCUGCAGUGUCGAUUCUCCCCGCCGAGAGAGAACGUCACGUGUUUCUGGUUGACGCACACCAACGACAAUCACGACAACGCGGCCAUCGACAAUCUCGCGCUGUCGCCGCAGUACAAAGUGUUCAUGAACCUGGAGGAGGGCAGGUACGACCUGCAGAUACGGAACGUAUCCUACGAACGGGACAACGGGAAAUACGAGUGCCGAGUGAAGGCUAGCGGCACCGGGCACGACCUGCAUCGAAAGUUUAUCACCCUGACCGUGCUCCGUGCACCAGGGCCGCCGAGCAUCUCGCCGACUUCCGCGUCCGCCACCGAGGGACAGAAGCUCGAGUUGCAGUGCAACACUAACGGUGGAAGCCCAGAGCCGGAAGUAAGAUGGUACCGCGGCAACGAGACCAACAUCCUCUAUUCUGGCAGAACUUUACUGGUGGAGCCAAAGAAGGAAGACGACAGAGCCACCUUCCGAUGCGUGGUAAGAAAUCGUGCGAUGCGCGAUGGGGAAACUUUGAACGCCACGGUAACCCUAGACGUCAACUAUUUCCCUCGGGUCACCGUUGGUCCGGAGAACCCUUUGAAGGUGGAGGUGAACGGAACGGCGAAUCUGGAAUGUCGCGUGGAUUCGAAACCGGCCGUAGGCAUGGUAAGAUGGUGGCGCGACGGUAGCUUCGUGGCGACCAGUUUCCAACACACUAUCAGGAGGGUAACCGUUCAAGAUGCCGGUAAAUACACCUGUCAGGCAGACAACGGGUUGGGCAAAAGAGGCGAGAGUUCUCUCAUGUUGGACGUUCUCUAUCCGCCGACCGUUUCGAUUGAAGGCGAUUCUUUGAGGAUCGCCGAAGUGGAGGACACGGUGACAGUACAUUGCAACGUGACUGCGAAUCCUCCGCCAUCGGUGAUCGAGUGGCUGCGCGACGGUCGGCCGGAUUUCCGGCAAAUCGGCUCCAUUUUACGACUGAGUCGCGUCACCGCCGAUCAUGCCGGAAAUUAUACCUGUCGAGCGGUGAAUACGAUAUAUCCCUCUGGCGGCGAGAGAAGAAACUAUUCCGCCUCGGCACGACUCACCGUACGCGUCAGGCACAAACCCGGCCCGGCAAGGGUCACACCGGACUCACCGGUCGCCGUAGAAGGAUCCAGGGUCAUCCUUACCUGUAUGGCCAGUCCGGCUGGUUACCCAGAACCAAGGUACAAAUGGUGGAAGGAAGGAGAAUCUGGAAGCAUAUCCAUGCCUUCCGAGAACACAGGACCAAGAUACGAGAUCGACUCGGUUCACUUAGGUAGCGAGGGAACUUAUAAAUGCCAUGCCACCAACGAGAUUGGCAACGGUGAAGCCGCUUCCGUUAAUCUGACCGUGCAUCAACCCCCCAAGAUACUUACCAAGUUGCAACCACACGUUACCAGGAAGGUCGGCGAGUCUUCGUUUCAAGUAUCCUGCGUGGCGCAAGGCAAACCUCGGCCCAGCGUUAGAUGGUUGAAGGACGAUCAAGAGCUGACCGCGGACGAAAGGCUGUACAAAGUGACGACUAGCGCCUCGGAAGGACACGGGAACGUUAUCACCGUAAAUUCGACUCUAAGCUUCUUGGGUCACGCGAGACCGCAAACCGACGAGAUCGUUGCUAGCGAUCGUGGCAAGUAUACCUGCGUGUUCGUGAACGAGGUAAAAAAGGUCGAGUCGACGAUGAUGCUGAAGGUGGAACACGAGCCGAUCGCUCUGCAUCAGCACGGAAAGGUCGCGUACAAUCUACGAGAGACCGCCGAAGUAGCGUGUAAAGUUCAGGCCUGGCCCAAACCCGAAUUCCAAUGGAGCUUCGGCACAAACGCGGCCAGCCUCCAAGGUUCGUCCAGCGACGGCCAUUAUGAAAUUUCAACCAGCAGCGACAAUUACGACGUGUACACCUCUGUCCUGAGGAUAACAAACAUUCGUGAACUGGACUACGGAGAUUACAGCUGUAGAGCAGCAAACGCGCAGGGUAGCAUCACAUCGACCAUUAGAUUGCAACCAAAGGGCGCACCGGAGAGACCCAUCAAUAUCACGGCAAUGGACGUCGGUCCGACACACGUGGCUCUGCUCUGGGAACUCGGUUUCGACGGUGGACUACCCAUCACCAAGUACUUCGUGUCGUACAGAAGAGUACCCGGCGGAGAUGAGAUCGUGGCGCCAGACUGCGCCGUUCCUAGACCACCUGCUGGUCAGUGGCUCGAACUAGAUUGUCGUCGAUCUAAUCCCUGCAACGUGACCAAUUUGGAACAGCAUCAAACCUACACGUUCAAAGUGAAAGUGUACAACACAAAGAAUCAUUCGGAUUACUCGGACGAGGUAACAGCCACCACCGCUGUAGCGAAAAUCCCGACGCCAUUGAGAGUCAGCUACGAUCCCGAGAGCGGUAUGCUGGCCAUCAGCGUUGGCGCCACUUGCCUCUCGUUGGUCGCCUCGAUCGAGAAGUUCGACGGACCUGCCUCCUCCACCGACGAAUCCCAAUGGAGAAUCCUCGACGAGUGGCCACUCGAAGUACUCGGUAGCGCGCCCACGCAAAGGGAGGGUGUCUUAGACGACCUCGAAACUCUGGACGCCGAGCCGAGGAUCAGGGUUCGACUCUGCCUGAAGGCGGACCGACAAAAGUGCGGCGACUACGCCGAGGCUGAGAUCGGCCCGUCCUACAUCGCCCAAGCAGGCGCCCUCGCAACGCCCACCUUAAUCGCUCUGGUGGUCAGCGGAGCUGUCUUCUUACUAUUCGCUGCGCUUCUCUUGCUCUUUUGUCGAUGCCGUCGAAAACACGCGACCAAGGCCAAGGAUUACGAGAUGGACUCGAACGCAGUUCGACCGAGCCUGGUCGCUGGAAACGGUCAACAGAGCCAAGCGCCUCCGCCUUACUACGCGGAGAACAAAGCCCUCGAGCACAGCCUGGAUCACGCGUUGGCCAUGGAAGACUCGAAAACACCGGCGUACUCGCAGCCUGGAUACGGUUAUCAUCAACCGAACCACAAUAUCAAUGGCGUCAACAUGGGUUACAUGGACAACAGUUACUCGAACUCCAAUAACGGAGGCUCGGUUAACUCGCAAGACUCUAUCUGGCAGAUGAAGUCAGCAGCGGCGAACGGGGUUGGCCAACCUUACGAUCUGGCUGGCUACGCAACCACCGAGUCGGAUUACCCGACCCACCCUCAUUACCUCCCACAGAGGGAGGAUUACCGGGAAAGCCAUAAUCUAAGUCGACAGCAGUUUUGCUCGGAACCAUUCGCCACUGUCGUAAAGUCUCAAAAACACGUCGAUUCGCCGUACGACGUGUCCGGUCUACCUUAUCAGGAGAACUACGACGAGGACGCGAAGCCACCUCAGCAGGUCAGCUUGUCGUACGACGAGAGCCUCGAAUCGGGCUACUCGACCCCGAACAGCCGUGGACGAAGGAUCAUCCGGGAGAUAAUCGUUUGAGAUCUACCUACCGGCUCGCGAGCCGGAACCACA